This is a messenger RNA of Scutellospora calospora, 516 nucleotides long. Lineage: Eukaryota; Fungi; Glomeromycota; Glomeromycetes; Diversisporales; Gigasporaceae. The record is from the annotation of a GenBank genome assembly.
AAUAAUGUACGUUUAUGGGAUGAAGAAAUUAAAUGUCUUUUCCUUCGGAUAAGAAAUCCUACAUCAUCAUGCAUUGAUGAAUUUAUUAAAAAGAUUUUUGGAUAUACUCCAUAUUCUAAUGAAGGAAGAGAUAUUCAAACCAGAACAAAAAAAGCUCUAGGCGAUUUUCGCCAUAAAUUAAAUCAAUCAGUAAUAGAGCUUACUAAAGACUUUAAAAAUAAGCGAGAAAGAGAAGGCGUGACAACAUCUUUAUUAACUAAUAAAGAUCUAAAAAAUUUUAUUGAUGAAAAUGUAGUCAAUAAUCUCCUAAAAUGUUAUAUUUCAAGAACUAAUCAAUCUGAACUUCGAAAGUGUGGAUCACUAGCUAAGCUAGUAACUUUUAUUCGUGAAAUGUUCCGUAUUCAUUGGAGAGGAAAAAAUAUUAUCCAAGUUAAAAACUUGGAUAAUAUUACAAAAAAUAUGCAUGUACCUUCAAGAAGUGGCUUAAAUAUUGCUAGCAAACUUAAUAUUAAUUAA